Messenger RNA from Ylistrum balloti, 3038 nucleotides. RefSeq names its product mitogen-activated protein kinase kinase kinase 2-like. The record is from RefSeq and is a predicted model, not a curated record. Gene Ontology annotation, molecular function: protein binding; ATP binding; protein kinase activity. NCBI's taxonomy places the organism in Eukaryota, Metazoa, Mollusca, Bivalvia, Pectinida, Pectinidae. The transcript is spliced from 15 exons. Gene Ontology annotation, biological process: protein phosphorylation. The coding region runs from base 207 to 2054 and encodes 615 amino acids.
CGAUGAAGGUUGGCUAGAAAAGUUUGCUGUGUCUCGUUCUGGAAUACUUAACCACGAAAUAACAACCCAACAUGACACAUUCCUAAGAUGUUACCAUAACAACCAACACUAUGGGUUAGAGAGAGAGUCAACACCACCUGUAUCCAUGACAACCUCUAAGGGAGGAUUUCUUUUAAUAUACAAAAAGUUCUAAAUUCUCCAUCAUAAUGGAUGGAAAUCCCCAGGCACUCAAGGAUGUCAUGGGAAACAUCCAGUCCCAGCUGGAGAGGGGGCUCCGAAUGGGAAACCCCAAUGCCCAAAAAGCUGCUAUAGCCAACCUCAAGAGACGAGAUCAGACUCUGAGGAUCAAAUUGGAAUAUAAUGGAGAGAAAAGGAGUAUUUACAUGGCUCGCCCGGUGACCUAUGAUAACCUGCGAUGUAAAGUGCGGGAGAUGCACAGUAUGGACAUGAACAUGUUCUUCACACAGGCCAAUGGGGAGAUGCGAGUACCAAUCCAAAAGCAGACUGACCUAGAGACUGCCAUCAGCCUAGUCGACCAGAACAACAAGAUCACAAGUCUUCGUAUCUUCCUUACUAUGCCCACAUCCCCUGACAACCGUGAUACUAUGUCCUCCAGGUAUGGGCCACCUUCAGUUGCCGAUAGUGCCUACGGAUCACAGUCAUACCGUGAGUCUCCUAGUCCUCCACCAGGGUCAUUACCUCAUAAUUAUAACCACAGUGUCUCGUGUGGGUCCAUUCACAGUGAAGGCGAGUUUAUUCCGGAGGAUGAGUCUGUUGGCGUGUAUAACAGCCCAGAAGGUUCCCUCACUCACUCAGAUAGUCAUACAUCACUCGACAGUAGUUACCUAAGCAAUCACGGCGAUACAUAUCCGUUUAGAAUGAGAUCACAUUCCAGACGAAGUAUUUCAUCUGAUUCAUUUAAAGAUGACCGUGUAACUGAUUAUAAACCUGUGAAGUCGGGGACAUUUCCAAGAGGAUUUGAUGUUUCACAUGCUCCUGACCUUGAUGGCAGGAUGACCUUUCCGAGGUCAGGGAAUAUGUCAGGUCGAAGGCCAGACAUUGGUUCCAGUAAUUUUCAGAGUCGGUCCACUAUAUCUCGGGGAAGUGAAGGAACACUUAGCACAAGUAGUAGUAGUAGUGGCCUACCCCCUGACCCUGAUAUGGACUCACCUGAGGGGAGACUCAAACGUGGAAAUGACUUGGAUAGUCCCAUAUAUAAUUAUUCAGAUUUAUCAUUUUCUAAGUCUCCACGAGCACCUAGUAACUGGAAGAAAGGUCAUCAAUUAGGGUCAGGUUCUUUUGGCGAGGUGUUUGUAUGUUAUGACAAAGACUCUGGUCGAGAGCUUGCAGUCAAACAAGUCAGCUUAACACAAAUGAAUGCAGAAUUAUCAAAGGAGGUGCGAGCAUUAGAAAAUGAGAUCCAGUUAUUACGCAAUUUUCAACAUGAGCGAAUUGUGUCAUACUUCGGCUGUCAUCAAGAUCAAAAUCUUCUCUCCAUCUUCAUGGAAUACAUGCCUGGAGGUUCAAUUAAAGAUGAGCUGUCCAAGUAUGGACCUUUAACGGAAAGCGUGACUCGGAAGUAUACACGUCAGAUGCUUGAGGGGCUUGCCUUCCUUCAUAAAAAUGUCAUUGUACAUAGAGAUAUUAAAGCUGCCAAUGUAUUACGAGAUUUGCAAGGAAAUAUCAAAUUAGCAGAUUUUGGGGCCAGUAAGCGGCUCCACACCAUAUGUAGUGCUACUGGUUUCAAGUCGUUUGUGGGAACACCUCACUAUAUGGCACCAGAAGUGAUAAAUGGAGAGGGAUAUGGCCGAAAGGCUGAUGUGUGGAGCCUGGGCUGUACAGUGGUAGAAAUGAUAUCAGGAAAACCACCAUGGUCAGAGUUGGAAUCCAUGGCAGCCAUUUAUAAAAUCGCCACCGCAGAGCGACCAGAAUUUGAACUUCCUCAAAGAACAUCAGAAUUCAGUCGUGAAUUUCUACGUUUGACAUUUAGACGAAAUCCACUUGAACGACCAAGUUCGGAAGACUUGUUACGGCAUCGCUUUACAGCUGGCUGAUAACAAUUAUUACAACAGUCGAACACUGUCUAUCAGGGACAGAUAACUCCCUCCAGAAAACCGGUUCAUGCCUUGAUACCAUCCGCUUGUGCACAUCUCUGUAACAGCUCAGUUGUGGUUGUUUUUCAACUACUUGGACGGAAAGUUUCGAAUUCUUUAUCAUCCAAAGAUGUGUUUUUUUUGUGCUGACAACCACUACUUGGAAAUGAACGCCAUGCCCAUUGAAGUCUUUCAUCUUUUUUAAAAGAAAAAAGUGCAUCAUUUCCAGUUAAGUGUGAAGUGCAGAUUGACCACUUGUCAAAGAAUGAAUUAUGUCACCAAAGUGGUUCUAUGGGUAUUGUCUUACUUUAGAACCCUUGGUUAAAGAAAUAAUCGUAAAGGAAAACAAUGUGGAAAUCUUAGCGGAAAAGGUAUUAAAUAUCACUUUUUUUGGGCACAACUGCUCAUAUCAGAUAAUGCUAUGAAUUCUGGAAAACUGGAGUUCGUGGAAAAGCUUGACUCCUACAAAAAUUGACACACGAGUCAAAGGUUUAUUGGCCAGAUUUCAUCAUUGUUAUGAAGGAAACAAAAUGUGAAGGAAAUGUACAGACUCUUCAAUGGCUCAGAUCGAAAUAACCUUGGUGUGACCCUCACACUACCUUGUCUCUAACAAACAAUGAGGUUCAAAGGGUACACGACUCCUGUUAAAUCACAUGAAUUAUAUAUCACACAAGUGGUCAGAUUGCUGCUGCAGUCAUAUACCAAAUAUUAUUUUGAAAUUUUUGUCCCAGUGUUUGAAGGAAAAAUUUUCAGUAUGAUAUGUAAAUCUGCAGAAUCACAUGACCCACAUCUAUAGAGACUUUCUUCGUAGAAAAAUCCUGGAACUUUUCCAGCAAGAUGUUUCCUCAUUAUUGUAAUCAUAGAUAAUUGUAAUAUGUUUUUGUAAAACUUUAUAUUUUACUUUUAGAAAGCCAGUGAUAAUAUUAAGCCUGUUGACCAUGUUGA